This is a messenger RNA of Malaya genurostris, 2271 nucleotides long. RefSeq lists its product as uncharacterized. Bases 1 to 2271 code for a protein of 756 amino acids. Gene Ontology annotation, molecular function: nucleic acid binding. The transcript has a single exon. The record is from RefSeq and is a predicted model, not a curated record. Gene Ontology annotation, biological process: DNA integration. Lineage: Eukaryota; Metazoa; Arthropoda; Insecta; Diptera; Culicidae.
AUGUUAAUGCAACGACUAUGGAAGGAGAAGAUGAAUUGGGACGAACCGAUUCCUGAUGAUCAGCUGCGCAUCUGGUCCAGAUUACGAUCGGAGCUUUGCGAUAUAAGUGUUCUUAGAAUCGAGCGAGGACUGAAAAUGAAUGGUGCUACGGUGUUCGAACUGCAUGGCUUUGCCGACGCAUCGACGGUAGCCUAUGGCUGCUGUAUCUAUUUGCGAAGUGUGACGGGCGACGGAGGAGUUUCGGUGCGGCUGAUGUGCGCCAAAUCAAAGGUGGCACCAAUAAAGGAACAGCAGCGUGUCGUGGAACCAGCAGCUGAUGCUGUAGAAAUGACAGUUCCGAGACUCGAACUGUGUGCAGCCUUACUCUUAGCAGAACAGAUUAAUAAGGUGCGCGAAGUCCUAGCAACUAAACCUACAAGGGUAGUGCUCUGGACCGAUUCCAGAAUAGUGUUGUGUUGGUUGAAAAGAAUGAACUCUAAAAUUACAGUGUUCGUACGAAAUCGCGUGAAUAAGAUACGACACUUGUCGAUGAACGUUGAAUGGUGUCAUGUAUCUACUAAAAUGAAUCCAGCUGAUUUAGUGUCAAGAGGUCUCUUUCCGAAUGAGCUGAUGAAUUGUGAUCUUUGGUGGACCGGACCCGCUUAUCUACACUCAAACAAGUACGAAAUCAACGCUGAUGUUGUGGAUCCGAACGAGUCCGACGAAUGUGUUCCGGAACAAGUGAUGUCUGUUACUGUUCUGGGAAACAGUGUCUACGAUACUGUCAUUGCCGUUAGUAGCUUUCGAAAGCUGCAGCGUAUUUUUGGUUACAUAAUUAGGCUCCUGUACAAUUGCCGAGCCCGGCAACGCAAUCAAUCUCGACGUGACGGAUGGCUGACCAGCGUCGAACAUCGCGACGCCUUGUAUGCCAUGGUUUAUGUUGUGCAGUGGCAUGAAUUCUACGAAGAUAUUAGUCGUUUACAAAAACAGCAACCUGUGAGCAAGAUGCUAAGAAAUUUGAAUCCAAUUUAUGAUGAUGACGAAAGACUUCUGAGAGUUGGUGGUCGAAUCAAACAUUCGAACUUACCAAAGGAUCAGAAACAUCCGAUGAUACUGCCAGCAAACCACCACUUCACGAAUAUCCUUGUUGAAACAUUACACCGAGAGCAUCUACAUGUAGGUUUGGACGGACUCUUAGCGGUGGUGAAGCAGCGAUUUUGGCCAAUUCACGCCAAGAGGACGAUUCAUCGUGUACUCAGGAAGUGCAUUACUUGUUUUCGAGCAAGACCUAGAGAUGUAGUACAGUAUAUGGGAGAUCUACCAAGUUUUCGCGUGAUCGCAGCAGAACCUUUCGCGAGAACGGGCGUUGAUUACGCAUGGCCGUUCCUCUUGAAGGUUGGACGUUCUAGAACGAAACUGAAAUCCUAUGUCAGUCUGUUUGUGUGUAUGGUUACUAAGGCCGUGCAUCUGGAAUUGGUGACCUCACUCAGUGCAGAUGGCUUUCUUGCGGCUCUUCAUCGAUUUGCAGGGCGACGUGGAAAUCCAUCAGAGAUUUUUUCGGAUAACGGCACCAAUUUCCGUGGAGCCAAUCGACAAUUAACAGAACUAGCAGAGCUUUUGAAAUCUCAAGUCCUUGAGCAGCGUGUCGGUGAGUUUUGCCAACCACGAGGAAUCUCUUGGAAAUUUAAUCCUCCAAGGGCCCCUCAUCAAGGGGGUUUAUGGGAGGCCAACGUGAAGUGUAUGAAAACUCAUCUGUACAAGGUACUGAACGAAAGCUAUCUAAGUUAUGAGGAAAUGAAUACGUUGUUAAUACAAGUGGAGGCCAUAUUGAACUCAAGGCCGCUUGUUCAAUUAACCGAUGAUCCUGUAGAUUAUGAGGCCUUAAGUCCAGGUCAUUUUCUUAUUGGGCGCGAACUAACUGCCGUAGCAGAACCGAUCUACGAACAUUUGAAGGAAUCGAGCCUCUCACGGUACCAAAUGGUGCAAAAGCGGAAGCAAUGUUUCUGGCGCAGAUGGUCAAAUGAAUAUUUGACUAGCCUUCAAAGGCGAAGCAAGUGGUACAAGAAUCCUACACUGCUGCGAAAGGGAUUGUUAGUCAUCUUGAAGGAAGAUAACAUGCCUUCUCAAACAUGGCGAAUGGGACGGAUCGUUGAAACUUUUCCUGGUAAGGACGGCAUUACGAGAGUAGUUGAAGUGCGCACGAGCAAUGGGAUUUAUCGUAGGCCAACUACGCAGAUAGCAGUACUGCCAGUUAACGAUGAAUUACAGAAUGUGAAGGAUGAGCAGAGUUGA